AGAACGAAGAGAUGAAGAAAGACACUCGCUUGACCUUCCUCCAGCUGAUCAGGUCAAGAUGGCUGCCUCUCUCACCUCCCUUGCCCGGCGCACUAUUUCCACCUCCCUGCGCAACUAUGCCGCCUCUGGAGCUGCCCACGCCCACGAAGGUGGACACAAGCAGUGGAAGAUGGUGUCACUGCUGGUAGCCAUGCCCGCCAUCGCCCUGUGCAUGUUCAACGCCUUCUCUGCCGAGCACGAACACCCUCCCGAGUUUGUCCCCUACGAACACCUCCGUAUUCGCACCAAGCGAUUCCCAUGGGGUGACGGUAACAAGUCCCUCUUCCACAACCCCCAUGUGAAUGCUCUUCCCGAUGGCUAUGAGGAGCACUAAGAAAUGAGUCUUGUACCACCACACCACCACAGCAAGGCAACACAGCAAAGUACCACAGCGAUGCAACACAGCAAGGAUGACUUUAGUGUGCUUUGUCAAAUGUAUUGCCUGUUAGUUUAAUAUUGUUGUGAAGAUGUUAUAUGUUUCAGUCACUUGUACUGAGAAAUUGAAAGAGGAAAGAUAAAUAUAGAGUUUCAUCCACCGAAUCACUCGUCAACUCAAAGUGCAUUACCCAAAUUAAAUAAGAAACCUUGAAAAAUAAGGAGAAACAAAUUACUUUUUAAGGGAACUGGCAAUCAAGUGGAGCCGUUUCUUUUAUGGCCAGCCUUCCCUCUUGCAUAAAACAAGAAGAACAA
Molecule: messenger RNA, 729 nt
Organism: Portunus trituberculatus (swimming crab)
Lineage: Eukaryota; Metazoa; Arthropoda; Malacostraca; Decapoda; Portunidae
Gene: levy
Product: cytochrome c oxidase subunit 6A, mitochondrial-like
Exons: 3
Coding region: 59-373 (104 amino acids)
Biological process (GO): mitochondrial electron transport, cytochrome c to oxygen
Cellular component (GO): mitochondrial inner membrane
Molecular function (GO): enzyme regulator activity
Source: RefSeq, a predicted model, not a curated record